AUGAUCAAUCCCGUUCUAUUUUCGGGGCGGCGAAACACGUAUUGCAGCGACGCCAGAAAGAACCCGGCUACUGCCUACGAGUUUCGGGUCCCUCGCAUCAUCGCCAAGUUCCAACACCAACAAAGCACAAGCGCAAAGCGCCAAAACAUCCACCUCAGCUUUCUGUGCAUCCACCUCGCCCCGUCCACCUUUCUCUUGUUGCUAUUGUCUGCUAAGGAGAUACUGGCAUACUGCUACAUGCUUGCUUGCGCCGCCGCCUACGGAGACCUUUACCGCACCGCCGCUGCGCCAUCGACAAUCAGCGAACGAGAAACAGAACCACCCGCAAAGGAACACUUCCAAUUCGCUCAACUCACGGCCCAUCUCCUUUUCACACUAUUUACCGGCACCAUUUCGCUGGCUGGCUGCUUUUGCUACCUUACUUACCGUACGGAUACCUUACUCUCUGCGUCGCUUCUUUUAUUUUGCUCGCCCAACUCUCUUCGCGCAUUCAUUUUCGCACCAUUCUCUCGCGCGAUAUCGAGGCUUUCGUUAGUUCUCGAUUCUUCUGCGUCGCUGUCUUCGCUGCGCGACCGUCGCAAUCCCAUCCCUUUGUCGCCGACUCGUCUGCUUCGGUCUCCGGCUCUCUCUCUUGCCUCUGGCCUUCCUGACCGGAAGCCCGACCACAUCAUCACGCACCACUCGCCCCCCCCCCCUGCCACCCCUUUUCGGGCCCCAUCAUCCAAGGCCAACCAACGCACCACACACCCGUCGCCUCGUCUUCACCCACGCCCAGAGCAGCCACACGCUUACACCCGACUCGUCCGUCUGGGGAAUCCACUGUUUACGUCAGCCCUCGUCGCCAGCUCGCAAGCUCAUUGCACGCACCUCAGCUUUUUGGCUCCUCUGCCUGCAUCAGCACCACGUCGCACGCUGCAGGUGCCUGGUCCGUCCGCCACUGCCACAUUGCACCUUCGUCAGGCUGUUGCCUUGCGCCUCAUCUCACGUUCGCAUAAAGUCAGAACCGCGCUUAUGUUCCGAUCACUCUGGAGCAGCGAGCGGGGAAGCGAAACGACGAUCAGUCACAUUCAACCUAUGCCAUCAUUCGCGCAAAAGCAUCAGUUCAUUCUGCCGCAACCUGCGCAAACGGCAUCACUGGCGGGCCCGUCGUGCCCUCAAAAGAGGCGUCUGUCAAGCGUUGACGACUCACCUUCACCAGAUGCACUCAUCGCCACUGAGCAGCCCUUGAAGCGGGCCAAGCUGGAGAGCACCAACCUCGCCGUCUCUGACAUCCCUUCCAGUGUCGUCUCUGACGUACCAGCAUCCGCGUCUUUGCCUGUGCCUGUGCCUGCCGCUGUUCCAGCAGUGACUAACGACAUGGAGGACGCGCGCGACGCUAUCCAGUACCAAUUUGGUCUUGAGAUCUUGCUCAAGCACAAUGAGCUGAGACUAAUCAACCAAGAACUGGCAAAAUGUCAGGUUGCUCUCGAGCAACUCCGUCGCUGCCAUCUCAUUCCGUAUCCUACUGCCUGUCCCACUCCUGCGCAGAUGUUGGAUAUCAGCAACGGAAAGGGUCCAGCUCUGCAAAACCGUCCGGGAGAGCCUGUCCCCCAAUGGGCUGCGCCUUUUGGAGUUGUCGAUGGACCUUACGCUCGACACUACGCCAAGUGGCUCAUCCCCGAUCCCAAGUUUGAUGGCAUGCAACCUGAGUGGUACCCAGUGCUUGAGACUGCCCGUAGCAGAAGCUCAGUUGAGGGACGAACGACAAGGAACAGCAUGUCUGAUCUCGCCAGCGCAAACAAGAACCGCUCGACUCGGGGUAUUGGCAGCCAGAAGCUGCAGUCUCUCUCCAGCGGCUACCCUCAGCCAAAGGAGAAGGCCGGACCUUGUGUUCUCAAGCGCUCCGACGGCCAGACUGUGAAGCUCGUCUGCCUGGAUUGCAAUCGGGAGAACUUCAGCAGCACUCAGGGCUUCAUCAACCACUGCCGCAUCGCCCAUAGGCGAGACUUCAAGAGCCACGAAGAGGCGGCUGUUCAUUGCGGUCACCCCAUCGAGGUUAACGAAGGCGGCAGUCUUGUUGGAGAGGAAAAGGCUCCGCCUCCCCCAUCAACCGCCAUCGCGUCUGGUCUCGUCCAUCCUUUUGCCCAGACCGACAUGUCCACCCAACAGGCGUACGUUGCUUUGCGUUCUAGGAUCGCAGAUUCCCUCAAGUUGUAUCGUGAUGGCAAGCUGCCUGGCGUUACAAGCAUCCCUCAAAGUACUUCAAAGGCAGAGCCUGCGAGGUCCGCUGCGCCAAAGGCUGGAAACUUCGUCGCCUCGGCUGACACCCCCUUCCUUUCGCGACUCAUGCAGAGCAGAAACUUCACCGGCAACCUCAGUGACAUUGUCAGUGACGCCAAGGAGAAGAUGUCGCUUGAAGACCUCACAUCGCCAGGUGAGGAAUCGGAAGAUACCGAGACUGGUCUCGGCAGCCCGAAGAGCAAUGCUGGAUCAGCUGCUCGUAUGCCUGCCAUGCGCAUGCCUGCGAGAGCACCAAUGUCACCCGUCACUCUGACUUCGUCGACGAGACCAACAAGCAGCAAGGGAAGGUCGCCUUCUACAGGCUUUGCUUCGCCUCCCAUGAGCAGUCCCGAGAAGGACGACGGACCCACCAGGGUAGUAAUACACUCUGGUGAGGAUGUUGACAUGGAGGACGUUGACCUCAGCCCCAGCACAAUGGUCAGCAACAACGCACCUUCGCUUGUUAGCGACGAUGGCGAAUAUGAUGACUCCGAUGACGGGUCGUCCGAAUCAGGUGUCAGCGACCGCAUGGAUGCCGAGUCGGUGUCUGACGUUGCUGAGAUCACACUUGAUGAGGAUCACGAUGGACGCCCUCUUGGUCAUCACAGGGAGUCUAGCGGAGUCGGUUCCGGUACUGCGAUGCGUCUCAAGAAGGAUGAGAACAAGCAUGUCACUUUCGUUAGCCCUGUCCACGACAGCGCGAAGCGAGCCCGAAAAGUUUAG
Colletotrichum paranaense is the source of this 2982-nucleotide messenger RNA. RefSeq lists its product as uncharacterized. The coding region runs from base 1 to 2982 and encodes 993 amino acids. The transcript is spliced from 4 exons. The record is from RefSeq and is a predicted model, not a curated record. Lineage: Eukaryota; Fungi; Ascomycota; Sordariomycetes; Glomerellales; Glomerellaceae.